GGGGAGAGUAGUGACUAGUGAGAGAACGUUCGGGCGAGUGCACCCUGCAAAAAAUCCCACGAGGACGAGUCGGCGACUCGGCGCGAGUUAUAACUCUCUCUCUUUCUCUCUGAGCAGCUCAAAUCUGUUGAAUUUGUCAUUGUUGUCGUUGGGCAGCAUCAAUGGCGGGUGAAUCAUCUCGCAGUAGCGGUAAACGUCCCUUCGUGGAAGAUGCUGACGAUCUCGACAAAAAGCCACCAGCAAAAAGGGUUAGGUUUCCAAAGGGUAAGAAAGUGAAGCCAGGAGAGGAAGUAGUGGUGGAGAAAGCAAAGGCUGAGGAGGAGGAACCAACUGACUUGUUGAACCCCCAAGUUGCUGCCAAAGAGCGCGCCAAACGCAGGAGCCAGAUCACUUCUGAACUCUUUACUGAUGACACUGGAGGCGCCUCAAAUGAUGUAACUGCUGCUGAAGUCACAUAUGAGGAUAAUGAGAAUUUUGUUGAUGAUGGAAUCCAAAUUGAACCCUUCAACCUAGAUAAAGAAAGGGAAGAAGGCUAUUUUGAUGCAGCUGGAAAUUUUGUUGAAUAUGUUAGAGAGAAAGAAAUCAAGGAUGCAUGGCUUGAUAAUGUUGAAGUUGAUCCAAAGUAUGCUGCAUUAAGCUAUGAAGCAACUAAUGAGGAAGAGGAGGUGGAAGACCUUUCUUCUAAAGAUAUUGGAACCAUGAAGAGGCGGAUUGCAAAUGCUCUUGAACCUGGGGAAAUGGUUUUACAAGCCUUGAGAAGGUUAAAAGGUAACAGUGACAGAAAGGCAAAAAUGUCUGCCGAGACUAAGAUUGUGUUUGACCAACUAACUGAGGAUGCGAUGAAGCUGAUGGAGAAUGGUGAAUACAAUGUUUAUCAUGAAAAGAAAGAGGUUUUUGAGCGCGAGGCAGAAGGAUAUGAAAAACUGGCUCGGGCAAAAGGAGUAGGCACAUCUAUGCCUUCCACUGAAGCGAAUACUUCUCUAAAUGGGGAGAAAAGCUUGCUUUCUGAUGACAUGGAUUCUGGUUUGCCCUCUGCAACAUUCUCCACUGCGGCCAUGGGCACAUCAAAUCCAAAUUUAGCUUCUGCCGAAGUCUCUGGCAGUGGUGCAGAUGAUUAUGAUAUGUUUGCUGAUGAUGAGAAUACUACCACUAAGCAUAGCGAUGAAAAUAAUUUAGUUAGUCAACCAUCUACGGAUGCCGUAAAUUCAGGUGGAGCAUUACAAAAUGAUUAUGUGUAUGACGAAUCUUCUGGGUACUACUACAGCAGUAGUUUGGGCUAUUAUUACGACCCAAACUCAGGACUAUAUUGUUCUGCGGUGUCGGGCCAAUGGUAUUCAUUUAAUGAGGAGACUAACACAUAUGACGAAGUUAAGGAGGUUGCAUCCAAUACCAGUUGAUGGACUGUUUCUGCCCAAGUAUUGACUAUUGGAAAUUCGGAAGAAUAUAUCCACCUUCGUUUCCCUGGCCAUAUGUACAGACAGAAGCUUUCUUGAGUUUUUCUUUACCCUUUAGCGUGGGACUUUCUUGUUACUUGGUACUAUGCUUCCCAACAGUGUUUCUCUAUUUAAAGUUGCUUUUGUGCAGAAAAGUCACGUAGAAUUACGACAUAGCUGUUAGACUGAUAGGAGCAAUUACGAUUGCGAGACUUAUGCAGUUUUGCCUUUACAUAAUGAAAAGCACAAUCAUUCAUUAUUCAUAAUGUAUUGGAACAAUAUUUAGCUCA
Molecule: messenger RNA, 1723 nt
Organism: Arachis stenosperma
Lineage: Eukaryota; Viridiplantae; Streptophyta; Magnoliopsida; Fabales; Fabaceae
Exons: 10
Coding region: 162-1397 (411 amino acids)
Cellular component (GO): U5 snRNP
Source: RefSeq, a predicted model, not a curated record